Messenger RNA from Aspergillus mulundensis, 534 nucleotides. RefSeq lists its product as uncharacterized. The transcript has 3 exons. Lineage: Eukaryota; Fungi; Ascomycota; Eurotiomycetes; Eurotiales; Aspergillaceae. The record is from RefSeq and is a predicted model, not a curated record. Bases 1 to 534 code for a protein of 177 amino acids.
AUGCAUUUCAAGACCGCCGCCAUCGCCACCCUCCUCUCCGUGGCCGCUGCCCUCCCCGCCCCAGCCGACCAGACCAGCUGCGUCGACAACGCCGUCACCGUCCUGGACAACCUCUCCUCCGGCGCCAAGGCCCUCCAAGGCCAGGUGGAAGACUUUACCCCUUCCGCUCUAUUCAGCACUUUCCCGCGCAUCAUCAACGGGUUCAAUGAUGAACUCGGCGGCCUCGCGUCCCUGGACCUCAACUGCGGCGGCGAGCUCAGCGCCGACGACCAGAAGAAGGUCUGCGCUGCUACGGAAAACCUCAUCGUCGCCAACGAAGACCUCGUCAAGUCCCUGGGCGCGAAACAAGCCAUAAUAGGCCAGACCCCGUUCGGCGGCCCGCUCUCGGCUGUCGUGCGUUCCCUCGAGGCCACUCUUGAUCCGGUUGUUUUUUCGGCUAUCAACGCCGCGCCUGUUUGUGCUGGCGACUUGGAGAAAUUGGAGACGGCGCUUGCGAAGGAUGUUGAGGCGGUUGUUGGUCAGCUGCAGUUGUAG